Molecule: messenger RNA, 2169 nt
Organism: Lagopus muta (rock ptarmigan)
Lineage: Eukaryota; Metazoa; Chordata; Aves; Galliformes; Phasianidae
Product: ubiquitin carboxyl-terminal hydrolase 48-like
Exons: 2
Coding region: 1-1305 (434 amino acids)
Biological process (GO): protein deubiquitination
Cellular component (GO): cytosol; nucleus
Molecular function (GO): cysteine-type endopeptidase activity; cysteine-type deubiquitinase activity
Source: RefSeq, a predicted model, not a curated record
AUGCUCGCCACGCUGCACUGUGCUUCCUUGCCGCCUGCAACUCGUGUCGUCCGUGCUGGACCCAUCUUUCGAGGACACAUUCCUGUAUCCUCCUAUCUCCUCCUGUAUCUUCCUGUAUUCUGUAAGCAGAAUGCCACAAGGAAGAUCAGGCUGCUAAGACUUCCAUGCACACUGAACCUGCAGCUGAUACGUUUAAUGUCUGAUAGACAAACCUGCCAAAGGAAAAAGCUGAACACCUACAUUGGCUUCCCUGAGCUGCUCGACAUGAAGCCUUUUAUGGAACAAAAAAGUGGUGCUUAUUUAUAUGAACUGAGUGCUAUUCUCAUACACCAAGGUAUGAGUGCAUACUCAGGGCACUACAUUGCCCAUGUGAAGGACCCACAGACAGGAGAGUGGUACAGAUUCAAUGACGAAGACACUGAGAAGAUGGAGGGCAAGAAACUGCAGCUGGGGAUGGAGGAAGAUCUAGCAAAGCCUUCAAAAUCUCAGACCCGUAAACCUAAAUGUGGGAAAAGGAUGCACUGCUCAUGCAACGCUUACAUGCUGGUGUACAGGCAGCAGCUCAAGGAGAGUCCACCGACGGUGGAAGUGUCAGAUUUCCUGCAGGAGCUGGUGGAACGUGACAACUGCAAGUUUGAGGAGUGGUGCAACGAAAUGGCCGAGAUGCGCAAACAGAGCGUGGCCAGGGGCAAAAUCAAGCACGAAGAGGUGAAGGACCUCUACCAGAGGUUACCUGCUGAAGCUGGUUCCCCGUACGACUUCAUCUCUCUGGAAUGGCUGCAGAAGUGGCUGGAUAAGUCCACCCCUCCCAAACCCAUAGACAACACCGCCUGCCUGUGCUCGCACAGGAAGCUGCAUCCUGACAAGAUAUGCAUCGUGAAGAGGAUAUCUGAGUACGCGGCUGACUUCUUCUAUAGGAAAUACGGCGGGGGACCCAGGCUGAACGCACUUUGCAAGGACUGUGUGGUAGAAAGGUGUCGAAUCCUGCGUCUGAAAAACCAGCUCAAUGAAGACCACAAAACCGUCACCAACUUGCUGAAGAUAACAGUCAAAGGGAGCGAUGGGUUUUGGGUUGGAAAGGCGUCCUUGCGGAGCUGGCGUCAGUUGGCUCUGAAGCAAUUAAAUGAGCAAGACGAAGAUGCAGAGCACAGCAGUGGAAAGCUGAGUGGAAAUGCACCAAACAAAGAUGGGGGUCUGGGGAGGGUACUGGAUGGUGCGGGAAUGCAAGUGAUCUUCUCUUCUAUCCCUUCAGUGGUGGGGAAGGACUCUGAGAGGAUCAAAAAGGCCCUCCUCAUCAAUAAAUGAGCUUAGAGGAUGGUGCAGGCAGAAGAACUUUGGUUUUUUUCAUCAUGGGGCAAUUUACUCGGCUCCUGGCAUGACAGCUGCAGAUGGAGCUCAAUUGUCUACAAGGGGUAAAAGGAUCCUAGCCCAGGAGCUGGCAGGCCUCGUUGAAAGAUCUUUAAACUAGGUAAGAAGGGGGAAGGGGACAAAAUGAGGACUGCUGAGGUUCAGGUAGUUCAAGGCUCAAAAGUGAACUUGAUGGGUGACGAGGGUGGAGUUUGAAGGGAUGGAGUGUGGCAGGGGAAUGCUGCCUCCCUGAAGUGUCUAUACACUAAUGCGCGCAGUAUGGGAAAUAAACAGGAAGAGUUAGAGAUCUGCAUGCGGUCACAUGGCUAUGAUCUCACUGCGAACACAGAGACGUGGUGGGACAGCUCACAUGACUGGAAUGUUGUCAUGGAGGGCUAUGUGCUUUUUAGGAAAGAUCAGCCGGCGAGGCGGGGUGGUGGAGUUGCUCUUUAUGUAAGAGAGCAGCUUGAAUGUAUUGAACUCCACCUGGGGGAGAGUGGUGUAGCAGUGGAGAGCUUGUGGGUAAGAAUCAAGGGGCGGGCUGGUAUGGCUGACACCGUUGUGGGUGUGUGCUACAGGCCCCCUGAUCAGGAGGAGGAGGUUGAUGAGGCCUUCCACAAACAGUUGGAAGCAGCGUCACGAUCCCAGGCGCUGGUGCUUAUGGGGGACUUCAAUCAUCCAGAUAUUUGCUGGAAAAGCAAUGUGGCCAGGCAUGCACGGUCCAGACGGUUCCUGCAAUGUGUUGAAGACAACUUCCUGAUGCAGGUGGUUGAGGAAUCGACGAGGAGAGGGGUACUGCUGGACCUUAUUCUCACUAAUAGA